GUCACCUCCUCCUUUCGUCACCACAAGUCAUUUCUUUCUCUUCUUCCCUCUGGUAGCACCUUUCUCUCUUUCUCCUUCCAUUCUCUUCUCUGUACCCCCUUGUUGGAGCCAGAGCCAGAGCCAGAGCCAGAGCCUUUUGGGAAGGCUCUCGAGAUCACAAACAUGGUGAAGAUAUGCUGCAUCGGAGCUGGCUAUGUAGGUGGCCCGACCAUGGCCGUGAUCGCCCUCAAGUGCCCCUCGAUCGAGGUGGUGGUCGUCGACAUCUCCGCCAGCCGGAUCGCUGCAUGGAACAGCGAUCAACUCCCCAUCUACGAGCCAGGCCUUGACGACGUCGUCAAGCAGUGCCGAGGGAAGAACCUUUUCUUCAGCACCAACGUCGAAGUGCACGUCGCUGAGGCUGACAUCAUCUUCGUCUCCGUGAACACCCCCACCAAAACCCGCGGCCUCGGAGCGGGCAAGGCCGCCGACCUGACCUACUGGGAGAGUGCGGCCCGCAUGAUCGCGGACGUCUCCCGGUCCGACAAGAUCGUGGUCGAGAAGUCCACGGUCCCGGUCAAGACAGCGGAGGCCAUCGAGAAGAUCUUGACCCACAACAGCAAGGGAGUCAACUACCAGAUCCUGUCGAACCCGGAGUUCCUCGCGGAGGGCACGGCGAUCCAGGAUCUGUUCACGCCCGACCGAGUCCUCAUCGGUGGUCGGGAGACCCCGGAGGGCAGCCGGGCUGUGCAAACGCUGAAGGAUGUCUACGCCCACUGGGUACCCGAGGAUCGCAUUCUGACGACCAACUUGUGGUCCGCGGAGCUAUCCAAGCUCGCCGCCAACGCCUUCUUGGCGCAGAGGAUCUCCUCGGUCAACGCCAUCUCCGCGCUCUGCGAGGCCACCGGCGCUAACGUCUCCGAGGUGGCCUUCGCCGUGGGGAAGGACUCCAGGAUCGGGCCCAAGUUCUUGAACGCCAGCGUCGGAUUCGGAGGGUCCUGCUUCCAGAAAGACAUCCUCAACCUGGUCUACAUCUGCGAGUGCAACGGGCUGCCGGAGGUGGCCAACUACUGGAGGCAAGUCAUCAAGAUCAACGACUACCAGAAGAGCCGCUUCGUGAACCGGGUCGUCUCCUCCAUGUUCAACACCGUGUCGGGGAAGAAGAUCGCGGUUCUCGGGUUCGCCUUCAAGAAGGACACGGGGGACACACGGGAGACGCCCGCCAUCGACGUCUGCAAGGGUCUGCUGGGGGACAAGGCCAGCAUCAGCAUCUACGACCCGCAGGUGACGGAGGAGCAGAUCCGGCGUGACCUCGCCAUGAACAAGUUCGACUGGGAUCACCCUGCGCACCUGCAGCCGACGAGCCCGGCCGCCGUGAAGCAGGUGAGCGUGACGUGGGACGCGUACGCGGCCGCCAAGGGGGCGCACGGCGUCUGCAUCUUGACGGAGUGGGACGAGUUCAGGGAGCUGGACUACCAGAGGAUCUACGACAACAUGCAGAAGCCGGCCUUCGUGUUCGACGGCCGCAAUGUGGUGGACGCAGAGAAGCUCAGGGCAAUCGGCUUCAUCGUCUACUCCAUCGGAAAGCCUCUGGAUUCAUGGCUCAAGGACAUGCCCGCUAUUGCCUGACACAAACAAAGGAAGAGAGGGAAUCACAAGAGCGUCAAAUUGUCAAACGGAUGAUUCUUCAUAGUUACUGCUUCUCUAAUGUUUUCUUCACCCAAUAAUUUAUUUGUUCUGGAGUUAUAGUCAAUUAGGCUGCUUGUAUUUUUGGGUCAACGUCGUGUUUCUUUGCAACGUCAUUAAGUCAAUCUAAUUGUACGCAUGUCUGUGUCAGUACGACGAAGGGUUCGAAGCUGAUGGGUUUCGCACUGUUA
Musa acuminata subsp. malaccensis (wild Malaysian banana) is the source of this 1853-nucleotide messenger RNA. Its product is annotated as UDP-glucose 6-dehydrogenase 4. Gene Ontology annotation, biological process: glycosaminoglycan biosynthetic process. Gene Ontology annotation, cellular component: nucleus. The record is from RefSeq and is a predicted model, not a curated record. NCBI's taxonomy places the organism in Eukaryota, Viridiplantae, Streptophyta, Magnoliopsida, Zingiberales, Musaceae. Gene Ontology annotation, molecular function: UDP-glucose 6-dehydrogenase activity; NAD binding.